AAUGGAGAGUUAAUUGUGAAUUUGGUGAAGAUAACCGAAGAAAUCGGGGAGACCGAUUUCAACAUUGAGAUCGUCGAAAAUGUGUUGGUUAGACGUGGAGCACUAAAUCCUAAUGAAGAUGUUGAUAAAUUAGCAUUUUCUGAUGACGAUUAUUGA
Acaulospora colombiana is the source of this 156-nucleotide messenger RNA. The record is from the annotation of a GenBank genome assembly. Lineage: Eukaryota; Fungi; Glomeromycota; Glomeromycetes; Diversisporales; Acaulosporaceae.